Molecule: messenger RNA, 1174 nt
Organism: Myzus persicae (green peach aphid)
Lineage: Eukaryota; Metazoa; Arthropoda; Insecta; Hemiptera; Aphididae
Product: sugar transporter SWEET1-like
Exons: 6
Coding region: 138-800 (220 amino acids)
Biological process (GO): carbohydrate transport
Cellular component (GO): membrane
Molecular function (GO): sugar transmembrane transporter activity
Source: RefSeq, a predicted model, not a curated record
UGUGUGCAUAAUCAAUAUUAUGGUAAGCUUCUCUCACUGUAUGUUCAUUUAAUACCUUCCUUAAGACCUAGCAGUUCACACCUUCGGCAAUUAUAUUUAUUAUUAGUUUAUAAAAGUAUACAUAAAAUAUUAUAGGUAUGGAUAUGUACGAAGUGUAUGUAAAAGCAGUGUCGUUUUCUGCAGGUUGUGCAUCCACUGCAAUGAUGUUAACGCCUUUGUUGGUAUGCAAGGAUAUUGUGAAGAAAAAAACGUCCGACCAUGUCAAUUUAUCUACAUUUGUUGGUGCACUUUUUAGAAGUUCACUAUUUUGUCGCCAGGGUUACAUUUUAAAUUUACAAACAAUGAUGCUUGUUCAUGGAAUGGGGCUAUUAAUCAAUACAUUUUACUUAGCGCUUUAUUGGUAUUACUCAAAUAAAAAAACAAAUGUAAUAACGACAGUCUUUAAGACUGCAUUAUUGAGCUCAGUUUUCCAGACAUAUUCAUUUAUAGAAUCACCAGAUUUAGUUGUGACACGAUUCCCAAUUAUGGUAUCAAUCAUACACUUGUCACUAAUUGGUUGGCCAUUACUAUCCAUUAGGGAUACCAUGAGAACAAAAAAAUGGUCAGGACAUCCAAAGCCAAUUUUGAUAAAUUCUAUUGUUCUUUGUAUUUUAUGGCUUCUAUAUAGUAUCAACAUAGGAAACACAAUCAUUUUUACUCAAUGUUCAGUAGCAUUAAUACUAAGCUCAACACAACUGGGACUAUGGACAAUAUACCCAGCAGAAAAAAUUCAACGCAAUAAAAUGGAUAAACAUGAAUGAUUACUGUUGUUAUAGUUUUACAAUUUCUUGUUAUAAUUUUGAUAAAUAUUUGAUUUCAUAAAAUAAAAAAAAAUAUCAUUUUAACAAUGUUCACUAUAAAUCGACUCCUUAAUUUUGUCCAACACAUUACAAAUAAAACAAUGAAAGGUAGACAAAAAAAAUAAUUUAUUACUAAUUAUAAUUAUUGUGGAAAUCCAGUUCUUUGAAUGUAGUUCACAAUUUAUAUAAAAGGGUAAAGUAAAUACAAAUUUAAUAGCUAUGGUACUAUGAACAACAGUAGGCUUAACGAUGAGAACCCUUUUAUAAAAAGAGCUGGAAACAUUCUGAGAACUAACUUGUUUUGUUAUCAAUCAUAUAAAAAUACUUAAGCGUUG